CGCAUGCUCAGUACACCUACGCGGAGCCGUAGCCUGCAGCACACCGGGCUCCCCAGCCGCGGCUCGGCCCGUGUCCGCGCUGCCAUGGCCGGGCCCCAGGUGCUGAAGCACCGGCGCACCACGCUGGAGCGGGCCGAGAAGUUCCUCUCCGAGCACGGCUUCCCCGACUGCAACCUCCGGGGCAGGCUGUUUGGGGACACCUGCCCCCUGGUGUCUCUCUCCUGCUUCCAGACCCCUCAGCGAAUCCCACAUGAUGAAGCUGUCAGACAAGAAUUCAGACCUGCGAAAAUUGGGGAUUCCUUUGGACCCACGUGGUGGACCUGCUGGUUUAAAGUGGAGCUUAGCAUCCCCAGAGAAUGGGCGGGGAAGGAAGUGCAUCUCCUGUGGGAAAGCGAUGGGGAGGGGAUGGUGUGGAGGGAUGCGCAGCCGGUCCAGACACAGGGUUUGACUAAAGAAGGGGAGAAGACCAGCUACAUCCUGACAGAAGGCCUCAAGGAGGCGGAGCCUCACAGUCUGACUGUCUACGUGGAAGUUGCUUGCAAUGGUCUCUUUGGGGCUGGAAAAGGCAGCCUGAUUGCACCUCCUGACCCUGACAAGAAGUUCACCCUGAACAAGGCGGAGCUUGUGGUCUUCAACAGGGAUGUCCAUGAGCUGCUGGUAGAUUUUGAGAUACUAGUGGACAUGGCCAAGGUCCUCGGGGAGGAAAACCAGCGGAGCUUCCAGACACUGUACGUGGCCAAUCAGAUGGUUAACCUGCUUGACGUCACUGACCCCUCUACCUUCCCUGCAGUGCGUCAGCUCGCCUCUUCCAUCUUCAGCCAGAAGAACGGAGAGAGCCAGCACACUAUCCACGCUAUGGGCCACUGCCACAUCGAUUCUGCCUGGCUGUGGCCAUACGAGGAGUCUAUCCGCAAGUGUGCUCGCAGCUGGGUGACUGUCAUACGCCUGAUGGAGAAGAACCCGGAGUUCACGUUUGUCUGCUCACAGGCCCAGCAGUUUGAGUGGGUGAGGAACUGGUAUCCUGGGCUGUACGCUCAGAUUCAGGACUAUGCCAAAGAGGGACGGUUCAUACCUGUUGGUGGCACUUGGGUAGAAAUGGACGGGAAUCUUCCCAGUGGCGAAUCGAUGGUGCGUCAGUUCCUGCAGGGACAGCGGUUUUUCCAGCAGCAGUUUGGGAGGCUCUGCUCGGAGUUCUGGUUGCCAGACACCUUUGGAUACUCGGCCCAGCUGCCCCAGUUGAUGCGUGGUUGUGGGAUACAAUGGUUCCUCACUCAGAAACUCAGCUGGAGCCUGGUGAACACCUUCCCGCACAGUACCUUUUUCUGGGAAGGCAUUGACGGCUCCCAAGUUCUGACCCAUUUCCCGCCUGGCAAUUCCUAUGAGCUAAAAGGUCGAGUGGAGGAGAUGCUGAAAACCAUGAACAACAACAGAGACAAAGGCCGUGUGAACCACAGCGCCGCUCUCUUUGGGUUUGGAGACGGAGGAGGUGGCCCGACCCAGAAGAUGCUGGACAGGCUGAAGCGAAUGAGAGACACAGAUGGGCUACCCAGGGUUCAGAUGUCCACACCUGACCGGUUUUUCUCUAUGCUGGAGAAGGAGAAGACCCAGCUGUUCACCUGGAUAGGAGAACUGUUCCUGGAGCUGCACAACGGCACUUAUACCACUCAGGCGCAGAUAAAGAAAGGGAAUCGGGAGUGCGAGCGGAUACUCCAUGAUGCUGAAGUACUGAGCAGUUUUGCUCUGACCCACAAAAAUACUUUCCAGUAUCCUUCCAUCAAACUGCAGCAUCUCUGGAGGCUGCUACUCCUGAAUCAGUUCCAUGAUGUGUUGCCGGGCAGCUGUAUCCAGCUAGUGGUGGAGGAUGCCAUGAGAUACUACGCAGAAAUCCGUAGCGUGGGUGGUCUCCUCAUUAAAGAUGCUGUUCGGUCCUUGUUUGGAGAACUUUUGCCGACUGGUCCCGAGACAGCAGAAAGCCUCCUUGUUCUGAACACUUUGCCCUGGGAACGGACUGAAGUUGUCUCCAAGACUGGAGCAAAGACCUUAGCCUUGGUGAAGGUGCCUAGCAUGGGCUACUCUGUCGUAGAGGAUUCGUUAACACCCCCUCAUCCCGUGACGGUGACAAAACAGGCGGACGGCUCUGUGACCAUGGAGAACGGGGUUAUCGCGGCUCACCUGGACUCCAUGGGGCGUGUGGUGUCGCUUCGCUUAGUGCACUCGGGGAGAGAGUCAGUCCAGGAUGGUCACUGCGCUAACCAGUUUGUGAUAUUUGAUGACGUUCCCUUGUACUGGGAUGCUUGGGAUGUGAUGGAUUAUCACCUGGAAACCAGGAAGCCAAUCACAACCCUUCUGAAGCCUCUGGAGAUUGUCCUGGCUGGGGGCCUGCGAGGAAGUGUGAAAUUCUCUCUGCAGAUCAGCGAGCGGAGUGUCAUCACCCAAGAAGUCAUCCUGGAUGCCAUGUGUCCUUAUCUUCGAUUCCUGACCCAGGUUGACUGGAACGAGGCUCACCGAUUCCUGAAGGUGGAGUUCCCGUUGCGGGUUCGGAGCAUGAAUGCAACGUAUGAGAUUCAGUUUGGGCACCUGCAGAGGCCGACGCACUGGAACACGUCCUGGGACUGGGCUCGGUUUGAGGUGUGGAGUCACAAGUGGAUGGACCUGUCUGAGCACGGCUUCGGGGUGGCACUGCUGAACGACUGCAAAUACGGCGCGUCAGUGCGCAAGAACGUGAUGAGCCUCUCGCUGCUGAGAGCGCCAAAGUCACCAGAUGCCACUGCAGAUAUUGGACCCCAUCAGUUCACCUAUGCCCUGAUGCCUCACAGGGGUUCCUUCCAGGAGGCGGGGGUGAUCCAUUAUGCCUACAACUUGAACUUCCCCCUGCACACCGGGCCAGCUGUGUCAGCGCAGCGCCCAGCCUGGAGUGCCUUCUCUGUGCACUCACCAGCUGUUGUGCUAGAAACCGUCAAACAGGCUGAGGACAGGCUGGACGGGCUGUUAGUCAGGCUGUAUGAGUCACAUGGCAGCACGGUGGUCACGUGGCUCCAGACCUCCCUUCCUGUGAAGGAAGCAAUCAGCUGUGACCUCCUGGAGCGGCCAGACCUGAGCAGUCAUCUGCCACUGGAGGAGCAUGGCCUGAAGCUUUCUUUUACGCCGUUCCAAGUGCGCUCUGUCCUCUUGAUCUUGAGGCAGUAAGAGGACUAUCCUGCUGGCAGCCCUGCCCCUAUCCCGGCACCAGGCAGAAAUCAUUGUACUCGGGGCGAUUCACUAGCUUCUCAAAUCAUGGACACGUCGAUUCCAGCACCACAGCUACACAAUGGGGGUAGUAAUGAGUUGCCCCUUCUCAGUGUGCGCCAAGGGGGGGUCUCAGGGCAGAGCUCAGCUGCCUCUGGGCUCAAGUCAGCACCGAUUCUGAGUGUAAAUGCCUGACUGGUGGGCUACGACCUUAGUAACGUCGGGGGUGGGGAGAUCUUGAUUUGUGGGGGGAAGAUCACAGAGCUGGUGUUGUACUGGCUUAACCCACUAGUGAACAUCCCAAAUAGAAUCCUGUCCUUUUCAGGGGAGAGGUGCUGGGGUUUGAUCCUUGAUAAUGGCAGAAUCGGUUCCUUUUACUGCGUGCCCUACAACUCCUAACCGUCCUGUGCUUCCCUGGGUGGGGUUUUCUCCACAACACUAACAGCGAGGCGCUUUACUGUUUCUGCAGACGUGGCUUCUUUGUGCCUCGUCUUUCUGUAGAAACUGAGCAUCAAACACUGAGUCACUUGCUGAGUAAAGUGGUGACUGUUUGACUCUUGCCUGUGGCAUCAGAAAUGGGGCCGCUGCUCUUCACUCAGACCAGUGCCCGGCCGCUAAUAAAAUCCCUAGUGUAGGAGCCACAAAGCUUCCUAGGCUCCUAAAUCCUGUUUUUAGGCUCAACUGUGACCCUCAAAGCUCCUGUUCGGCUGCCGUCCAACCCUGCAGGCCCCUCCGGUUCUGCAGUGCGUGCUAGGGUUUCUGCCUCUCUACACGCAGGCUGUUGCCUCACUCGAGGUGUCCUACCUACCCCCUAGAGCGAGUGAGCCAUGACCUGGUGUUCCCCUAAGUCACAGGUGGGGCCAGUGGACAUGCUCAGAGGCUGUCUAGCUCCACAGGACAGCUGCCGGGGGGGACUUCACUUAUCAGCUGUAGCCCUGUGAUUAGACUGCUGGGAGGAGACCCUGGUUCAAGUCUCCCCUCUGCUGGAUAAGAAGAAGGGAUUUGUGCAGGGAUCUGCUGCCUCUCAGGUCAGGGGCCCUGAGCCUGGGAUAUUCUCAUGUAGUCUCCCUCAAUCUCUCCUAUUGAGGUUUUCACUUUAAUUAAAUAAUUGAAUAAUUAACAGGGCCAGAGAAAGUUAGAAUGACUCUGCUUGGGGCACUCACCUGAGAGGUGGCAGAGGUCUGUUCAGAUCUCUUCUCAGCUGGCAGAGGAGGGACUUGAACCCCAUUUGUCCAUGCUCUUUUGUGGAAUUAGGCAGCUUCUGAGUACCCUUACUGGAUCGGGCCCCGCUUGUGACUUAGGCAGCCGAACCCCUGUUUGCUCCUGGUUUGUGGAUUCCUACCAAAGAUAGGUGCCUUCCACCAGCCCAGACUUAGGGGCUGAACUCAGAGAGAGGGGCAAGGCUUAGCACACUCCUCUUGCUGGCCUCUUCCAUUGUCUCCCCACCUACCUUACUGGCUUUAUGCAUUGUUCUCAAAGGCACCUGUCUCACCCCAUUCACUGUGAAGGCUCCUACCGCAGGGUUGUUCCUAUGAUUUUCUAGGUGUCUAAAAGUUAGGCAUUGUGGUGCCUCAGACCCUUUUGUGGAUACAGGCCUUAGGGCUUUCAGUAUCAUUAUCCCCACUUGACAGUGGGAAACUGAGGCCCGGAGCAGUGAUGUGGCUUGCCCAAGUAGUCUACUAGCUAGGACCUAUGUUGAGCACUAAGGGGUAACCCAUCAGCUAGAAAAAUGUUCUUGCUACCACACUAGGCACCUCUCUGGUGCUCAUCACCAGGGUGGAUGGAGAUGCUGGAAAUGGUGCAGUUUUCUAAAUCAUGCAAUAUUUAAAUGUUGGGCAUCCAAUCACAAAAAGAGCCACACUUCAUAGAAAGGUGGUUUAAUUUUGACCAAAAUUUGCAGAAAGCAUUGAAAUACAAUUGGUAAUGGAACUAAUACUCAAAGCAACCCUGGUUUGGAAAGAUUGGGAAAUAUUUAGUCCCCCCAGUGAUAUAUUUUAUACAUAUUCCUGUGUUGUUUUGCCUUUGGUUAAAACAGAAGUCUGUGGUCACACAACAUUAUGAGUUUGUUUGUACCAUGUAUUACAUCAAAAUAUGUGUCAUUAUUUGUAGAAUGUACUAAUUUGAGAAAAGGUUUUCCGUCUGUUAUUUUUCUGAAGUUAUGCAGAUAAAACCCCCUACCUCUUAAUUAUAAAACAUAGUUUGAUGUUAUCUGCUCUGCCAGAGACACACGUGAGGAAGGAACAUGGAAUGGAAUCUGUAAGGCUAGGGCAGAGAGUGUAGCCUUAAAAUGUAGACUAUUGCAAACUAUAAUCAUGGCUGUUAAAUGGUUAAGACAACAUGCCACAACAUUGGCAGGGCAAAUAACAGAAACAAAGAAAGAGUUCAAAGAAGCAGGGGAAGCCACAGAGCCCUGGAAUGCUCCCGCUCUCCUAACCGGUCAGCAAGCAAUCCAGGAACAGAAUAAAACAUUGUGGAAACAGCUGUAAAAAUCUACAAAAAAAGAGAGGUGCUGUGCCAUUAUACAUAUUGGUGGUCAGCAGGCAUCAGGUAGCUACCCUGUGCCUGAAGAGUGGGAACAGGAAUGAAGAAAGGUGGCCCUAGGAAAAUGAAAAGAUGCAUUAACAGAUGGAGUUGCCCCAAAACAGUUAACUGAAGCAUAUAAGGGCACUGCUGCACUCCAUGUGGCAUGCAGACAAAAGCAACAGACACUGGCACGGGGUGGGGGGAGACAAAUUGAGGUUUUGCAAGAGCAGGUAACAACCCCCACUUUCAAAGCCCAGAUAAAAACCAGGGGUGCAAGUUCCCAACUGCUUUAACCCCUAGAGCCACGCUCCUUGCUCAUGGCUAAAAAUAUAACCACCUUUCGCAAAUAUUUUUACAUACCAGUUAAGUUUUCCUUUAUCGCCUUUCUCAGUCUGCUAAACUUGCUGCUGCUGCCAGUACCUUAAGAUGACUUUAUAGAGUUAAUUUCUCUUGGCUCAGGUCUCGCUCCCUUCCUCGGUUGCUCUUCAUCCCCUCUUCCCCUUCCUCUCCUCACUUGGUCUCUCUCUCUCUGUUUUAAAAGUUACAGGUUUUACAGAAACUUCCAAAACAUAACAAAACAACAAUCAAACAAAGAAAAAAACAAGGUAAACAUUUUACUUCAAAAAAAAAUCCAGUAAAUUAAUAAUUUUAACCCUUCAGGAAUGCAGUUGCUGGAAUUACUCCUAACUUUCUUGAAUUAUGAUUGCCAAGCAACAGAAAUGCACAUUCUGCUUCUAAUCCUAACCACUCACUAAUAUUUGAAACAUGGGCGUUCCUUAUUACCACAUAGCAGAGUUUUAAAAUAAAGUUAAUAUAAAAUAACGGAAAAGGCCUCGUUACUGAAUUAAUACAACAACUUUUGCAAAUAUCAAUUUGAAUUAUUAUUUUUAUUAAAUUAAAUAAGGUAAUAACUUGCUUCUUUAAAGGGCUAACCAUUUUGUUUAUUUUUUGAAAUAUUUUUUUAUUUUUGUUUGUCUUACCUUGCGUAGGUAUCAAUAAGAAUUCUGGCGCCACUUGUUUUUAAGUGUAAGUUUGUCACGUAUGCUGCCCUGUGUUGUACGUUAUGGGUGUAACAUCACUUUUUUUUAAAAUUAUUUUUAUUGCAACAAAAGUCAAUUUUAUACCUUUAAAAAAAUUUUUAUAUAUAUAUAUAUAUAUAU
Molecule: messenger RNA, 6908 nt
Organism: Chelonia mydas (Green sea turtle)
Lineage: Eukaryota; Metazoa; Chordata; Testudines; Cheloniidae
Gene: MAN2C1
Product: mannosidase alpha class 2C member 1
Exons: 26
Coding region: 4-3186 (1060 amino acids)
Biological process (GO): mannose metabolic process; oligosaccharide catabolic process
Molecular function (GO): alpha-mannosidase activity; carbohydrate binding
Source: RefSeq, a predicted model, not a curated record